This is a messenger RNA of Dichotomopilus funicola, 804 nucleotides long. RefSeq lists its product as uncharacterized. The record is from RefSeq and is a predicted model, not a curated record. Lineage: Eukaryota; Fungi; Ascomycota; Sordariomycetes; Sordariales; Chaetomiaceae. The coding region runs from base 1 to 804 and encodes 267 amino acids. The transcript has a single exon.
AUGCUCUCUCUUACACUGCUUGCGCUUUGGGCUGUAGGCCCUUCUUUCACUUGGGCAGCUGAUUGCACCCGCGAGUUUCUCCAGACGGCUGCCGACAGCCUAGUCGCCGCCCAGAAAGGGGGAGAUCCUACCUUGCUCCAGCCUGUAUCUGACGCUUUAGUCUACCGAGAAAAUUUUGCGGAUGCCGCUUUCGAUUCUGGAAUUUUAGCUUCGGCCCUACCAAUCGACCACAGCCGACACGAUUUGGACACUACACAAUGCGCAACAUACACGGAGUUGAUUUCGGCCACCGGCGUCGAGCAACGCGUUAUCGGCGUCCAAAUGUACUUCACGGACAACACCGUGUCCAAGAUCGACGCGCUUGUCACGGGGCCCGAUGACUGGCUGUUCAACGCGACAAGCACUCUUGACUGGGCUAGCAAAGAGAACUGGGACGUUAUCCCCGAGGCGGACCGAGAUACACGCGAGGUUAUUCAGGCUGCAGCAGACGCCUACUGCGAUAUCUUCAGCGACAAGAGUGUUGUCGUCCCGUGGGGCCAUCCCUGUGCGCGGUUGGAAGGCGGUCUUUACACGGGCAAUGGCGGCCCAGACGACCGGUGCGAUGUUGGAAUACCCAGCGGCGUUUCUUUAGUGGACCGGCGCUAUGUUAUAGACGAGACGGUCGGGACGGUUUCGGUAUUUCUCAGCUUUGCCACAAUUCCCGACAGCCACGAGUUCCGUGUGGAGAAAGGAAAGCUUCGUUUUGUUCACACCCUGACAGUUAUGACGGCUAAAGGAAACGGGGCAAGCAAGGAAAGAAGGUGA